Molecule: messenger RNA, 2659 nt
Organism: Linum trigynum
Lineage: Eukaryota; Viridiplantae; Streptophyta; Magnoliopsida; Malpighiales; Linaceae
Source: the annotation of a GenBank genome assembly
UUCUACAUUAAAUGGUCGACCUCAUUCUUAAAAGGGUCGAUCUCUAUUGCAUUACCUUAUCAACAUCGAAAUCAGAAUUAUCUGCCCAAAUAGUAAAAAGGGUCGACCUGUGAUAAGCCGUAAAUUGCACACGUUUUUACCCCUAUUCUGGAGCAGUUUGAGAUAGUAAUUCUCGUGUUUUAGGCCGAUUUCACGCUAGGUUGUGUUUGUUUGUGAUAUUUCCGGUCCUAGCAAGUGAAUGAAGGUUUAGGAGCGGGUUCGGGGUCGAUUGGACGAAGAUCGGGCGCGAGGCAAGUCAAAAAGGAAGUCACACGGGCACACUCACAACUCACACGGCCGUGCAAGUGACCAAUUUGGCCGUGUGGGAUUGUGCGAGCCUUCACACGGCCAGCCCUAGAAGUCACACGGCCGUGUGAAGUUGCAAUUUGGCCGUGUGGAAUUCUGCGAGGCUUCACACGGCCAGGCUGGGUGAGCUACACGGCCGUGUGACCCUGGCCGUGUGGGAAGCCUGAAACCCAAUAACUCGGAACGCGGCGUUUUGACCUCACAUGGGCAACUGGGUAUGCCACACGGACGUGUGAGUCUGCCCGUGUGAGUCGGGAAUUUCAGGUUUUUACCCAAUUUCGGGCUGCAAGUGAGGGGAUCGGAUUUUCAGAGCAAAAACAGAGCCGUAGAGAGAGAAAGUACGAAGAACACAUCCUAGAAGCUAUCUUGGAGCUGGGUUUCAUCAAAUCGAGCUUGGAGAUCGUCAUAGGAGUGGAAAUCAUCAUCCCAGAGCAGAUUUUCCUCAUCUUUAUGAGUAUGACUACUCUGUAUUCUGUUUCCUUCUCUCUCUAUGGAGUAGAAACCUUCUCUCACUUGGGUAUGAAGAACCCUAGUUCUAUGUGUUAGGGAUUUGAUUGUAAUGACUUGGGAUGAUAUUACUGCUUGGUUUUAAUCGAAUGAUGCAUGUUUAUUGAGUCAAUUGAAGUCUUAUAAGCUUUUCCUGAUUUCUGCUGCAACCUGAGAUAGAUAGAAUCUGAUUAGGUUGUUAGAGCAUCAUCAUUCGGUAGUAGGAGGUUGGCUAUACGAGAGUUAGCCAGUUUACUGCUUUGUACUGGAAUCAAAUUCCAGUAGUGGAGUUCUGUGCUUAUUGCUUCAGCUUUCUAUCUCGGUGAAGACUAGUCGUCUGCCGGGUAGUUAGACUGGAGGGCUUGGUCAGCUUAAGAGAUUCCAAGCUACUGUCGGAUCUUCCGCAGUCUAAUCAACAGUAAAUCAACCCAGGGAAAUUACAAUUGAAACCUAACUAAGGAGCUAGGGGGACUCAUUCCCGAGUGACUCUUCUUUGCUUGAGAAAAUCGUACCAAUUCCUGCUUUUUUCUGCUUUUGCUUAAAACAACAAACACUUAACUUAGUUGGCUAGAUAAUAGAUACUCACGGAGUAAGCAGUAUAUCUAGACCCCGGGUUGAUAAUAGAACUUGCCAUUUUACUGCAUUCCCGGACUGCGAUUACACUUGGUCGCAGUUUGGUGUUGUGUUUUAGCGUGUCAAGUUUUUGGCGCCGUUGCCGGGGACCCUCUAGGUUAUUGGGGAAACGUGCAAAUCUGUUACUCUAGCUUUUUCUUUACUACAUUUUCUCUCUUCCACCUGUGUGCCUUCACGGGUUGCUUCUGCUGAUUGUGUGCAGGUAGUGCAUGACCCGUAGCCAGUCGGGAGAUCUACUACCACUAGACCAGGAGCUUGAACGGACCUGCAGAAACUUCAAGCGGGCUCUAAAAGCGCGACUGGCUGCGGAGGAAGAGCUAGCACAGCUGCAGAUCGAAGAAGAGGAAGAGAUGGGGGAUCCACAAGACCAUGAUGUGGUCCUUCCCGAGGAGCAGACCAUGGGACAUUACUGGACCGCCAGGGCUGCAGACAUGAGGUCACCCAUUCAACACCCUCAUGUCCCAGCCAAUAAUUUUGAGGUGAGCACCUCAGUAAUCACCAUGCUGCGCGGUUCAGUGGUGUUCCGAGGCAAAGAGGAGGAGUGCCCUCGUUCGCAUCUCAGGCGAUUCCACGAGCUCAUCGAUGGAAUCAAGAUCAAUGGGGUCCCAGCAGAUGCCAUCCAGCUGAGGUACUUCACAUUCACCCUGGAGGGGCAGGCCAAGGAGUGGCUAGACACUCGACCUCCGGGCUCUAUCACCACGUUCGCCACCCUGGCGGACAAGUUCCUCACCCGCUACCAUCCUCCAUCCAAGACGGCGGACCUGCAGAAGCAAAUUACCCAUUUUGCUCAGGACGAGGAUGAGACCAUCAGGGAUGCUUGGGAGAGAUACAACAGUCUCUUCCUGAGGUAUCCCAAUCAUGGUUUCAAUGAUGCUUUCAAGGUGGGAACCUUCUAUCACGCCCUCUUCCUAGAAGACAAGUAGCUGAUUGACUCAGUUUGUGGCGGGAACAUGCUGACCAAAACACCGCCACAGAUGAAUCAACUCUUUGAGGAGAUGGCAGAGAACGGGUAUGAUUGGGGCACUGUUAGGAGGUCGAGGAGAGCACCAAGCCGAGGUGUACAUUCCGUGGGAAACCAUUCCUCUGAUUUGGUGUUGUGUUUUAGCGUGUCAACCUGUCAAGUAUGUGGUCGACCGCUUACACAACAUAUCAUUAUUGGAUAAGGAUUCCAACACUAUAAAGGUAUUAAUAGUAA